ACUGUAUCCCCCCAUGGCUACGGGGCCUCGCUAGUUAGAUCUGAGCUGUAAUCAAAGCAGACAGGUCGAACUUUAUUAUCAAACACUCAAUACCAGCUGUAGGACCAGCCACCUCCAACGGACAUCACAUAAGAGGAUGUGAGUUUCAAAAAUCAAAACAGAAAAUCAGAUAAAUUGCAGCUUGAACUGGGCCUGGAGGUUUGACUUGGAGUGUGUGUUUUGGUUUUCCUUUGGAUGUUAAAUUGGAGUUUAACAAUUCUUUUGGUAUUGCUGGUGUGGAGAACUGAAGCUGAUGAUCUGAAAAAGGACUUGGAAACCUGUCAGCCAUUCUGCACAUCCAGUGUCAGCACGCCGCCCUGAAUCUAUCCAGUUGGGAUCCAGAUCCACUGUCGGAGACUCGGUCAGGCAGCAGCACAGACACCCCAGGCUGACUGAAGACGAGGUGGCUUUCUGACCCCUCUGGACCGAAGUGGUUCCAGGAUGGGGAAGACUGGGCAGAGUACAGUGGACUUAAACUCUCCAUCAGAGGUUAAACAAGCAGUCCCCUCUGAGGAAAUGGACCCCAUGGCGCCCCCUACAGAUGAAAAGAAAAACAAGGAUCCACCUGACAGGGGAAGCUGGAAGGGGAAGUUUGAUUUCUUGCUGUCAUGCAUAGGAUAUGCCAUUGGGUUGGGAAAUGUGUGGAGGUUUCCUUAUUUAUGUGGCAAGAAUGGUGGAGGUGCCUUCCUGAUCCCAUACUUGAUGACUCUGGUGUUUGCUGGGAUACCUCUGUUCUUCCUGGAGACGUCUCUGGGACAGUUCACUUCAGUAGGGGGGCUGGGGGUGUGGAAGCUCAUCCCUAUGAUGAAAGGUGUUGGUCUGGCAGCAGUGGUCCUCUCCUUCUGGCUCAACAUCUACUACAUCAUCAUCAUUGCCUGGGCUCUCUAUUACUUAUUCAACUCUUUUGGUUCGGAACUACCUUGGCAAAGUUGUGAUAACCCCUGGAACACAGAGAACUGUUUUUCCAAUUACAGCCUGACAGACACCACUAACCUGACCAGCGCUGUCACUGAGUUUUGGGAGCGUAACAUGCACCAGCUGUCUGGGGGUCUUGAGGAACCAGGGGAACUACGUUGGCCCUUGGUAGGCACCCUGGCGCUGGCAUGGAUUCUUGUCUACUUCUCAAUCUGGAAAGGAGUGGAGUGGACGGGGAAGGUGGUUUAUUUUUCAGCCACCUAUCCUUACUUCAUGCUCUUCAUCCUAUUCUUCCGAGGGGUCACACUUCCAGGAGCCAUAGAUGGGAUCCUUUUCUACAUUACUCCAGACUUCAAUAAACUCAUGCGAUCAGAGGUGUGGCUAGAUGCAGCAACUCAGAUCUUUUUUUCUUACGGGCUGGGCCUGGGCUCACUCAUUGCGCUGGGAAGCUACAAUACAUACAACAAUGAUGUCUACAAGGACUCUAUCAUAGUGUGCUGCAUCAACUCCUGCACUAGCAUGUUUGCUGGGUUUGUCAUCUUUUCCAUUGUAGGCUUCAUGUCUUACAUUACAAAAAAGCCUGUGCAGGAAUUAGCAGCAUCAGGUCCGGGUUUGGCAUUUUUAGCCUAUCCUCAGGCGGUCACCCAGCUUCCCAUGUCCUCCCUAUGGGCCAUCCUGUUUUUCUCCAUGCUUAUGAUGCUGGGUCUGGACAGUCAGUUUUGUACAGUUGAAGGAUUUAUUACAGCUCUAAUGGAUGAGUAUCCCAUGGUGUUGAGGAAGAGGAAGAAGGUCUUCAUCCUCAUUGUUUGUUUCAUCUCAUUCGUCAUUGGCUUCUCCAACAUCACUCAGGGUGGUCUGUACGUGUUCAAGAUGUUUGAUUACUACUCUGCUAGUGGGAUGUGUCUGCUCUUCCUUGUGUUCUUUGAAACAAUCUCCAUAUCCUGGUUUUAUGGAGCUGAAAGAUUUUAUAAGAACAUUGAGGACAUGAUCGGCUAUCGGCCAUGCAUCUGGUGGAAGCUUUGUUGGAUGAUUUUCACUCCUCUGAUCUGCCUGGGAGUGUUCACCUUUAGUGCCAUUGAGAUGACCCCUCUUACCUUGGGGAAUUAUGUGUACCCACUGUGGGGCCAAGUGAUCGGAUGGUUCAUGUCUUUGUCUUCCAUGAUAUUAAUCCCAGGCUAUGUCAUCUACAUGUUCUGCACCAGUAAGGGCAGCAUCAAACAGCGUUGGCGAAAGAUGACAACUGCUCAGCAGGACGAGAAGCCAUCAGGGCAUGAAGAAUUCACACACACGGGGAGCGUGAGCGAAGCUCCUGUCUAGUCAGGAUUGCCCAUGUUGACGUGAUGCGACGGCCAGAACCUAAUGUUCUCCAUGCUGAAAUUUGACAUUUGGGAGGGAGGAGUCUUUCUUUAGAGAAAACCUUCAUUGUUUGAUUCCAAUUUGGAUUGUGCUGAAAGACUUUUGAUCAAUGUAGAGGAUAUAAUAUUUCCUUUAGCAGAAAAAGCUGUGACUGCAUGUUGAUUUUGAUAGUUACAAAAAAAAAAAAUAAGAAUGUGUGUACAAAACCCAGAUAUGUGCUCUUGUGAAUGUAAAUCUUCACUUUUCUUGUAAAUCAAGACUUGUUCACCAUUUUUUGUUUUUGUCCUCAAAUCCACUUAACACUGUUGUACAGAUGAAAUAAACAGUCUGGCAAAACUUGAUUGGAAGCGUAAAUAGUAAGGCCUCAAAGAUUAUUUGCUUGUAUUGCAGCUUAGAGAACCAUCCAGUCACUGUGAUAUACAGUUUGUUUGUUGCAUUAAAUCUAACUUUUAUCCUUUAAGGUCAGUGUUUUUCAUAUUGCAUUUG
Molecule: messenger RNA, 2796 nt
Organism: Melanotaenia boesemani (Boeseman's rainbowfish)
Lineage: Eukaryota; Metazoa; Chordata; Actinopteri; Atheriniformes; Melanotaeniidae
Gene: slc6a1l
Product: solute carrier family 6 member 1, like
Exons: 15
Coding region: 481-2271 (596 amino acids)
Biological process (GO): sodium ion transmembrane transport
Cellular component (GO): membrane
Source: RefSeq, a predicted model, not a curated record